AUGGCGGCAUUGGCGUUAGGGUUCAAACUGACCGAUUGGGAGGAAGUGACGGAACGUUGUCACAUCCGUCAGGCAUCGCGGGUCUACCGGAGAGGUAUGAAAUAUGUCGGUGCCGGGCAGCUGGUUUUCUUGGGUAACGCAAUGCCUGGUGGUGUGUUACUCUACUUUUGCGGUGAGUUUGUUUGCGGUGGCCUUCUCGGGGGCUUGGGGCAAUUCAGAUUGGGGAUCUGGUGAGUGCCUUUCGGGCGGGUGUUCGGGGUUCUACACUCGGUUGUCAAAAAAAAAAAGCUAUAUUCCCUGCCGGGGCCAGGGGUAUGCCCGGCGUCAAGCGCAUCACGCUACUUGGAGCUUCGCCCGGGCAUCCCGGGUGGCUUACUGGUAAAAGGGGACGGAUCGGCGCUGUCCCGAUUCAAUUCCCGCAGGGGUUUGUUCGGAGGGGUUUGACAAUGUUGGAUUUGGAUCCAGGGCACUUUGGGGUCCAUUCUUCCCGGAUAAUGGCGGCGACAGAGGCAUCCCGUCUGGUUUUAAGUGAGGACCUGGGGAAACGUUUAGGCAGGUGGGAGUCAGUACGGUUUAAGUCCUGUUUACUGCCGGUCUAUUUGGUUUAAUGGCUAUGGACGUAUGGGUUUGUGUUUGGGGCUAUGCCUUGUCGCUAAUUACUUUCAUUUCAGGUUUGGUGACAUGGUUGGUGGGCCACUCUUACAUCUAAGGGGUGCAGAAGGGGUCAAGCGAAACUGGGUUUCCUUUGGAAUUGGUGGAGCUGGAGUGGUUUUGGUUUUCAGGGGGUUUUGGUGGCAAGGCAUAAGUGGAGAAAAUUUUCUGGAAGGUAACAAGGGGUACUGUCCAGGACAUUCUGGUAAUCCGCAAGGGCGGGAAGGAUAUCGGUAUGGUCCCGGAAAAGGAACUGAUCAGGUGGAGGCAGAGGGAGGUGGACCGGCUAUGGCAGCUGGCCACAGGUGAGGUGGUGGUGCGGUCCGAGAUGGUUCCUCGGUUACAUUGGAGACAUAGUAGGUACGCGGCCGCGGUGGCUCGAUGUCGAGGACGAAUUAAUAAAAAAUUGAUGGCGGUAUUUAUCAGAUGUGGGGGCGGUGUAACUGUGAGACACAACAAAUUGGGAGGCAAGCUCCCUGGGUACUCCAGGGGGAUGGGGUAAGUUUUUGGAUGUAAGGUGUGCUCUGUUUAAAUUGGGCCUUCAGCAAGGCAUUCAACAGGCCUUAUUCCGGUGUGGUGGGGGUCGCUCAGGAGCUUUAGGUGUCAAGUCCUGAGCUGUGGCGGGGAAUGGCCUGGUUAAAUCAGAGGGUAGAUGGAGGAGAAAGUGGGCAUCCUGAGGUUUAGUGUGGAUUGGGCAGUGUUGCACAUGGUUGGUAGGUUCGAGCCCGUUGGUGGCUCCGAACCUGGGGGUGUGGUGGUGUCUUGGUACACCCUACACUGGAACUGGUGGGUAGCGGUGUCUUGGUACACCCCUACAAUGAAUAUGGUGGGUAGCGGUGUCUUGGUACACCCCUACAAUCGAUAUGGUGGGUAGCGGUGUCUCUGUACACCCCUACAAUUUAACCUGGUGGAAAUGUGGUCAUAUUGGGCAGCCAGUUUCUGUAUUAACAUGUUAUUUAGAUUGUUAUCUAUUGUUAUUAUUGUGGGGUCAUUGCUAGGGGUAUGUUAUGUAUAUGGGGGGAUGUUAACUUUAAUAAGAUUUGUUGGCAAUGACCCCAUUUGUUAUUCCUUAAUUAUUUUAUUAAUAAUUUAAUAAAGCUGUGGACUAAUUAUUUCCAACAGUAUAACCUGGGUCCGUGUUUUAAUGGGGGUUUGGGUAAGGUUAGCGCAUAUGCCGGCAAAUCCGACUGUGCGCCUGUCAAGGGUUUUGUAAAUAAACAUUUAUAUGUAUUGCAACAAAAACAGAGAAUAUGAGAACUCAGUGAACGGACAAAAGCUUACAGAAACCUAGCUUGCGUUUUGGUUAGUCCCCGCUCAGGGUUAAAACCAAUGCCAUUUGCAUAUCAGACGGUUCUUUGUCAGUGAGGUGCAGCUGAUACCCCACUAGGCACAGUGGGCAGGGGGUUCAUGUCUGGAUUAAUCGUUUAACUUAGGGGAACCUACGUUUAUUUGGUGUUUAUCUUGGCUUCCUGCUAUCAAAGCUCUACUUUUAGAUGACCUGCUCGUCCUGCUGCGGAAAAAGAGAAAUAAGAUGGUUCUUAAAUGUAAGGAAGAACGGGAUCCCAACACCAAGACAAAGAAAGUGUUCAGUCCUGUCAUCAAACUGAACAAUCUGUUAGUCCACACUGUAGCAACAGGUAACCCGCCACUCUCUCCUGGAAUGGGGUAAAAUCUGUGAAUAGCUCGUUUCACCAGGGUCCUCAUCAUUCUAUUGUUCCUGUAACAUUUUGUAAUUUUCUAAUUUAUUGUUAAAUUUCCCCCUAUUAUAAUAUUGUAAAGCGCUGAUGAAAAAGUUGAAGAAAUAUAAACGCUAAUAAUAAUAAAAUAGAAGUAAUAAAUGGGAUGAUAAAAUGGCUGUGAUUGUAACGCUUUCUAUAUUUGAUGAUAGAAACCUAUAUUUAUAUUAAUAGAUGCUGGGGAAUAACAGGGAAUGAAAUCUUUAACGAACAUCUAAAAUGUAGAUUACCUCGGAGUAAAUAAAUACUAUACGAUUCAUUUAAAAACAAAUAACUGAAAUCUGUAAAAAAUACAUAUAGAAACAUUAAAAUGCUAGGAAUACGGUAUUAUACAUAUAAAGUUGGGGAUAAUGAUCCCCAAAAUAGGAGACUUUCAUGCUCAGUGUUUCUCUUUUCAAUCUGCUAAUUUAACUCUUCUCCUGGAAUCCUGUGUUUAUUCCAACAGAUCUGGGAUCAUUCUUGGUCAUGGAUACGUCAGAGUCACCCCAGCUGUAUGAAUUCACCACAACCUUGACCUCCGAGAAAAAGUAAAAAUGACUGGCAAUCACUUUUAGAUCAUUUAAUAAUCUAUAUCAAUUGUUUAAAGGCUCUAUUGCUGUAACUGGGUUUAUAUAUAAUAUUGUAUAUAUCAAUAUAUAUAAUAUCCCAAUAAUAUCUGUAAUGGAACGCCUGCCACCCCGACUGGGUGCCUCCGUCAGAAGAUGCUCCUAGUGCUCGCCAAGGACCAUCAGCCCCGCACUUGACACAACAACCACCGCCAACCCCACGAACUGCCAUAGCUUGGUUGAGGUUUCGCCACCCUACACCCACCCUGGACACAAGACCGGGCUCCAGCUUUCAGUGGGUGAAUCUCUCCUAAGUCCAGAGAGCAGGAACCAGGAACAAGAACAAGCUCUUGCAAGAGCUUACUCUGGGGAGUAUUGUGAUAUAGCAAUCCCCAGAGUGUAGGCAAUUCUCCAAUCCCCCAAACAUGAGCCAAGACUUCAUAAGGGGAUGAAAGCAGGUCUGUUUAAUGCACACAAAAGGACUUUCUUUUAUACAGGUUUUCAAGCCAGAGGCACACACCCUGGACCUGGUGGUAAACUGUGACAAAAGGGACACAAACCAAUGGGAACACUAAUUAACAAAAUAGCACUCCCACACACACAGUAAAAUCCCUCCCCUCUAUCCUGGAGAUAAUUGGCUUAAGGAACUGCAGUAAACUUAAUUAUCUCCAGGUACAGAAAAUAUCUAAAUUUUACACUAACAGUAAAAUACAUAAAAAUACAUAAUUCCUAUUAUAUUACACACAACCCCCACAUUUAACCUAUCCCCAGAUAGCUCGGAUUUGAGCACACAAUAUCGGUGAACAGCGCUCAGAUCCCACGAACAGAGUAAAUUUGCCAUGGGGUUAAAGUUUUGCCAGGGCUGUUGAGAGAUUGAGGAGGGACAAUGGGAUUAUAUGGGAUUCUAUAGAGUGAAUCUCAAUAUAUAGAAUUAUAACGGAAUUAUAAUCUGCUAUAAUCUUCUUGCAAACAGCUGUAUUGAGACGGUUGAAGAACCAGUAUACGAGGUGAUUGAUGAACCAUCUGGGGACGAGGAAAUAAAAGAUGAAAUACCCAGAGUUACAGUAGUUAUCCCUGACAGGUGAGCUAAUGAAGCGGGAGAGGGGUGGGGGGUUGGGGGGACUAUUACUGUAACAGACUUAAGUUAUAGUUCUUGUUUAUGGGAAAAUGGAAAAGGACCCUCAAAGUAGAAAAAGAAUGGACCCCUAAAGGGACACUAUAGUCACCAAAACAUCUUUAGCUUAAUAAAGCAAUGUAGCUGUAUAGAUCACGGUCACACUCUAAAUUUGUUUAUCAAAACGUUAGUGCUGUUUACUUUGGCAUUCUUUAUUAACAGCCUGUCUGUUAUUAGCCUAAUAUAUUCCUGUGUUUAUGUUACCCUCUCACCAGUGAUUUUGGUUAUCGCUCCCCCUCCUUCCUGCGUUUAAGUCUCUAUGACACUGUAUUUUUAUAUUGCAGCAAAUUCAGACUCUGCAAAGAUUGCUGUUGGAAUGGACUCUGUGACUGUUUAAAAAUCUGCUGGUAAUGAGAUAAGAAACUAAUUGCUUUGUAUCUGUACUCUGGAUUUCCAUCUGUUGCAUGUACUAUGUAAAGAGUUAAUAACACCAUGUGACUCACCCCCCCCCCUUCAGUUUAACCCAUUUGUUGUGCAUCUCACUAACCAAUUCUUCAUCCAACAGCUCACUCACCAUCUUUCACAGAUCGCUUGCAGAUUGUUGCACAGCUUUGUAUAACGUUAAAUAAGAAAAGAUUAUACUCUUCUUUAUUUAUUUAUAAAAUAUUUAUUUAUUUAUAAAAUAUUUUACCAGGAAAGAUACAUUGAGAUUUCUCUUGUUUUCAAGUAUGUCCUGGGUCCACAAAUCAUUGCAUUGUUACAUUAGGGUGCAAUAAAAUACAAAAACAAUAUUAAUACACAAUAAAUACAAAAUUUAACAUAGAACAGGUAGGAAAUAUAUAAUCAACCAUGACAGGUGCAUUCUGUUUUGAGGUAUGUAGAGAGGGAUCUCUUAAAGGACUUUAGGCUUAGGGAAGAUUUUAAAUUGUGCGGGAGGUCGUUCCACAAUUGCGGCGCUCUGUAGGAGAAGGAGGAUCAGGCUGCUUUCUUUUUGUAUUGAGGUUGACUAAAUAAAGUGCUGGUACUGGAUCGGAGGUUAUAGAAGGUGGGAACAGCCGAGGAAAGCAUUGUGUUCAGGGUGGGAGUUUCCCAGAAAAGCUCUUAAACACAAGGCAGGAAAGAUGAAGGGUGCGUCUGGAUUCCAGCGACAGACAGUUUAGUUCUUUUAGCAUGUCACAAUGGUGAGUCCUGUAAUUAAAUUGUAGCACAAAUUGGCAGAACGAGUUAUACAAUGUGUUGCGUUUAUUAAUGUGGGAUUGCGAUGCAGAUGCAUAUAGUACAUCCCCAUAAUCAAUGAUUGGCAUCAGCAUUUGAAGUACAAUCUUUUCCUUUACUGUAGGGCUUAGGCAGGAUUUGUUUCUGUACAGGGCACCUAGUUUUGGAUAAAGUUUAGAUGCACGUUUUUCUAUGUGGAGGCCAAAAGAUAGAUUGGGGUCUAACAUCAUUGUGGCGAAACCAACCUCGCCACUGUACACUGGAGAAGCCUGGUUACUCGUCUGCUGCCUUUGGACUAUGGCCUAUGGCCCCAUGUUAAAAGACAUCUUUUUUCCCUGCAGAAAAGACUUAUUCGUGCUUUUCUGCCGGGUGUUCGGUAGAUUCAAUCUACCGAACAACCGCACGAAUGAAUAGACCACCUGGGAGCUGGAGUGUGCCGGCAAUUAACGUCCCUGAAGCUGCGGUUAACCGCAGCUUAAUUGACGAAUGCUGGGUGGCCGCCAUUCGUAUCACGAACACGAGGUCGCGGCCAUUUUAAACAUGCGAAUGCACAGCGGUGUUCGACGCUUAAUUCGUGGAACUGAAGUCGGACACAGUUUUGCGCGAACACCGCUGAAGCCGCCGACCUCCCCUCUUGUUCGGUGAAAGUGCACGAAUGGCCCGGUGUUCGGUAGUUUUGUUUGAGUGUGUUGUGCCUCAGAUAGGAAUCCCAUGGAGCCCAUUCGCAUGAAACUGACCGUGUAAAGACUUUGGCUCCAUGGCGAUUAAACUGUAUUCGUGUGGUCUGAGCACCAUUAGCUUAAUAAUGUGCGCUCAGAUCUGAGCUAUCUGGGCAUAUGUAGAAUGUUUAUGUUUUCUGUACUGAAUGUAACUGUAAGUAAUUUUAUGUCUUUUACUGUUUGUUUUCUGCCAUGUGGUUAAUGGAGUUUUGCCUCUGUCUUUGGAGAUAAUUGAAUUACUUCCCAAUUAUCUCCAGGGCAGAGAGGAGGGAUUGUGAUGCAUUGUGGGAUGGUUGAAAUGUGUAAGUCUGUAAAUGGUCCUUUUACCCUUUGUGUCCCAGUCUCCCAUUUGGUCCCCUAGGGGAGUGUCCACCAGGUGGGAGACCUGCAUAAAAGCCGGGCAGUUAGCCCCAGUAAUCAGUUCCUGCUUACCCCUCAAAGUGAACUGUCGUCUCAUUAUUGGGGGAGGAUUUACUGUAUGCUGUUAGAGACUGAUUGCCAAGAGUGUAAGCCUCUUGGGGGCUUUUCCUGUUCGUCUGCUAGCAGCUAUUCGUGUGUCUCCAGUUCGGGAGUUUCGAGUAUUCCCUGGGUUGCAGUUCAGGAGUUGGUGAAUUCGUGGGUUUGCAGUUCAGGAGAUUGGUGCUUGCAGUAGCUGUCGGUGCAGCUGAAAAAGGGGAAUAUUGCCUAAACGGUUUUUAACCUCUUUUGGGCAAAACGGUCCGUUACAAUCAUACCAAAGUAUUUGAAAGAGUGGACUGCGGUCAGUGUGCCAUUUGAAUUUGUUUUGAUGGAUAGGUGGGAAUUGUGUAAUUUGUGUAAUUUAGAUACUGUUCCAAAGAUCAUUGUGACAGUUUUGACAGUGUUCAGAGUUUGUUUUUUGCGAUCCACUUUUCUACCUCUGUAAACUGGUCUUGGAGCACAGCCUCGAGUUGUGCUCCAAGACUCAUCUUAUCAUUACGCCCACCUGUCCGCACUCUCUCCAUUCAGCCUGCCAUGUCUCUUACAGCAUUCUGGUUUAGAGCACUGUAGAAGAACUGUUAAAUAAAUAAAUAAAUAGAAAUGUGUGAUCUCACAGAUAUUAUAAUCUUCUUCAAACAGCUGUAUGGAGGAGCCAGAAGAAAGAGUGGCGAUUUAUGAACCAUUUUGCAAGACAGAAAUAAAAUUUAAAACACCCGAUGUCCCAGUAAUUCCCCCUGAGAGGUGAGAUGUUAGUGAAGCUGAUGAAAGUUAGUGAAGGAAACAUCUCAGUGCUUCAUAGUGUCCAUGCUGGACCAUUUCUCUCUAUGGGAUUCUAUAGAGUGAAUCUCGAUAUAUAGAAUUAUAACGGAAUUAUAAUCUGCUAUAAUCUUCUUGCAAACAGCUGUAUUGAGACGGUUGAAGAACCAGUAUACGAGGUGAUUGGUGAACCAUCUGGGGACGAGGAUUAA
Molecule: messenger RNA, 7407 nt
Organism: Pelobates cultripes (western spadefoot toad)
Lineage: Eukaryota; Metazoa; Chordata; Amphibia; Anura; Pelobatidae
Source: the annotation of a GenBank genome assembly